Messenger RNA from Trichomonas vaginalis G3, 441 nucleotides. RefSeq lists its product as uncharacterized. NCBI's taxonomy places the organism in Eukaryota, Parabasalia, Trichomonadida, Trichomonadidae. The transcript has a single exon. The record is from RefSeq and is a predicted model, not a curated record. The coding region runs from base 1 to 441 and encodes 146 amino acids.
AUGAAUGAAACAGAAGAAUUGAAUAUUGAAGUCCCUCCAGAUGCUGAUGUUGAAGCACUUACACAAAUUCUUAAAGGGAUGAUGUCUUUUUCUGAAAAUUUAGACAGUUUAUACGCAGAUGCAACAAGAGAAUUGGCAAAAAAAGCAAAAGCACGUCCAAAACUUGAACUUACACCAAAUAAUGUUAUAUUAUCAGUACCACCAAGCUACACAUGGAAUGAAUUGCAAACUAUUUCUAUGAACGUUAAAAAAUUAUCAUCAAGGCUCCACCAAAUGAAAAUUGAGCAAGAAGAGGCUCAAGUUGUAGCUAAGCAGACAUUUGCGGACUUGACUGCUGAAAGAGAUAUGCUUCUCGAAAAAUUAGAAUCUUUACGCAAAAUGCAACCUAAACGUAAAACAGCAGACGAACUUUUACGCAAGAUUGCAGCAAAAAGAAUGUAA